CGAGCUCGGGUUGCGGCCGCCUCUACGUCUAUAGACAGCCCUGUACUCCUGGUGGCUGCCACUAUGGGAGAACGUGCGGCGCUGGAGGAGCUGGUGCGACUUCAAGGAGAGCGCGUGCGGAGCCUCAAGCAGCAGAAAGCCAGCGCCGAGCAGGUCGAAGAGGAGGUGGCAAAACUACUGAAACUGAAGGCUCAGCUGGGCCCUGAUGAAGGGAAACAGAAGUUCGUGCUCAAAACCCCCAAGGGCACACGAGAUUACAGCCCCCGGCAGAUGGCAGUCCGCGAGAAGGUAUUUGAUGUCAUCAUCCGCUGCUUCAAGCGCCAUGGUGCGGAAGUAAUCGAUACCCCUGUGUUUGAACUGAAGGAAACACUGACUGGAAAGUAUGGGGAAGACUCUAAGUUGAUCUACGACCUGAAAGAUCAGGGUGGGGAGCUACUGUCCCUGCGCUAUGACCUUACUGUUCCCUUUGCUCGAUAUUUGGCAAUGAAUAAACUGACCAACAUUAAACGAUACCACAUUGCUAAAGUCUAUCGGCGGGAUAACCCAGCUAUGACGCGAGGCCGCUAUCGUGAAUUCUACCAAUGUGACUUCGACAUUGCUGGGCAGUUUGACCCCAUGAUCCCCGACGCGGAGUGCCUGAAGAUCAUGUGUGAGAUCCUGAGUUCCCUUCAGAUUGGUGACUUCCUAGUUAAGGUGAACGACCGGCGCAUCCUUGACGGCAUGUUUGCCGUGUGUGGGGUCCCUGACAGCAAGUUCCGUACCAUCUGCUCUUCGGUGGACAAGCUGGACAAGGUAUCAUGGGAGGAAGUAAAGAAUGAGAUGGUGGGAGAGAAGGGCCUCGCACCUGAAGUAGCUGACCGUAUUGGGGACUAUGUCCAACAGCACGGUGGGGUCUCCCUAGUGGAACAACUGCUCCAGGAUCCUAAACUAUCCCAAAACAAGCAGGCCUUGGAGGGCCUGGGUGACCUGAAGCUGCUGUUUGAGUACCUGACCCUAUUUGGCAUUGCUGACAAGAUCUCCUUCGACCUGAGCCUAGCUCGGGGACUGGACUACUACACUGGGGUGAUCUAUGAAGCAGUUCUGCUACAGGCCCCUGCUCAGGCAGGAGAAGAACCCCUGGGUGUGGGCAGUGUGGCUGCUGGUGGGCGCUAUGAUGGACUGGUGGGCAUGUUCGACCCCAAAGGGCGCAAGGUGCCCUGCGUGGGCCUCAGCGUUGGAGUGGAACGGAUCUUCUCCAUCGUGGAGCAGAGGCUAGAGGCUUCCGAGGAGAAGGUUCGGACCACAGAGACACAGGUACUCGUGGCAUCAGCACAGAAGAAACUGCUGGAGGAGAGACUGAAGCUGGUCACAGAGCUGUGGGAUGCUGGGAUAAAGGCAGAGCUGCUCUACAAAAAGAACCCAAAGUUACUAAACCAACUGCAGUACUGCGAGGAUACCGGCAUCCCCCUGGUGGCCAUCAUCGGGGAGCAGGAGCUCAAGGACGGUGUCAUCAAGCUCCGUUCAGUGGCAAGCAGGGAAGAGGUGGACAUCCGAAGGGAAGACCUUGUGGAGGAAAUCAGAAGGAGAACAAGUCAGCCCCUCUGCAUCUCCUGAUGUGAGCAGACUCUGCCAGCGGAAAGUGGGACUGGCACAGCUGGACACUAAGACAAAACCGCGUGUAUUCGUCAACAGUUUCGCACAUCUCUGUGCCAGCAGGAAGACCUGAAGCGUGAACAGAGACUUUUUAUUUUUAUGAUUAUCGCAUUGGUAAUUAUUGGCAAAAGUGGCCAGGUACUACACUAUUUUACAUAGGCUUAAUCCACUCUGUUCUCCCAGGCCUGGACCUAAGAUGGUCUCAUCUAUAGGGCCCCCUCCCUGAAACAAGAGGGAACAUCGCCGAAAGUCCAAUAAAAUGCCUCAACCACUGGACCCUGGUCACUAUUGCGGA
Messenger RNA from Condylura cristata (star-nosed mole), 1927 nucleotides. RefSeq names its product histidyl-tRNA synthetase (gene HARS1). The transcript is spliced from 13 exons. Gene Ontology annotation, cellular component: mitochondrion. The record is from RefSeq and is a predicted model, not a curated record. Gene Ontology annotation, molecular function: ATP binding; identical protein binding; histidine-tRNA ligase activity. Lineage: Eukaryota; Metazoa; Chordata; Mammalia; Eulipotyphla; Talpidae. Bases 64 to 1593 code for a protein of 509 amino acids. Gene Ontology annotation, biological process: mitochondrial translation; histidyl-tRNA aminoacylation.